This is a messenger RNA of Nelumbo nucifera (sacred lotus), 1868 nucleotides long. RefSeq names its product septum-promoting GTP-binding protein 1-like. Gene Ontology annotation, molecular function: GTP binding; GTPase activity. Lineage: Eukaryota; Viridiplantae; Streptophyta; Magnoliopsida; Proteales; Nelumbonaceae. The record is from RefSeq and is a predicted model, not a curated record.
AUCCAAUCCAAUUGCAAAUAUCCAAUCCAUAAAAAAUCCAUGAUUGAUGAUCCAUCGAGUUCAUCUCCUGACUCUAAAAUCUCUCAUCUAAAAAACGGUCAACCGUUCCGGUUUACGCAGAGACUGGGUAGCCAUGAGUAGUUCAGGGGACGAAAAAUAGGAGGAUUUUCCAAAAAAAACCAAGCAAACGCAAAUAUGAUCCACCCGGGAGCUAGUUUCAAUUUUCAUGGCUGAAAGGAAUCUUGAGGCCAUCACCAACAUGACCAUGACCGAGAAGGAGAUUUGCCGGAAGGUCGUCCACCUCGACGUCGAAUGGAGUCUUGUGGACAGGGCCGCGCUCCUCCGACGCUUCUUUCGGGUCCUUUGCAAUCGUUUUCUCGUUUGUUCUGUGGGGAAGCCGUCCAGGUACCGGCGGUUGCCUCGUAGUGUGUCUGUUCCGUCUCCGGUUGCGUUAGAGCGUGCUUUGGUGUCCGGGGACUUGGCAUCGGCGUCCGAUGAUCAUGAUGUCGAUCCGGAUUUGGUGAGCCUCAAGAUUAGCGUGAUGGGUGAUUGUCAGAUUGGAAAAACUAGUUUUGUGACCAAGUAUGUGGGAGAUGGGCAAGAACAGAAAAGCGUGCAGAUGGAAGGACUGAAUUUAAUGAACAAAGUAUUAUUUGUUAGAGGUGCAAGGAUUGGUUUUAGUAUUUGGGAUGUAGGAGGUGAUCAUAAUAAGUCUCUUGAUCAUGUUCCACUUGCAUGUACAGAUGCAGCAGCAAUCUUCUUCAUGUUUGAUCUUACCAGUCGAUGUACUCUGAAUAGUGUUCUUGGCUGGUAUCGUCAUGCAAGGAAAUGGAAUCGGACGGCGGUUCCUGUACUAAUCGGGACCAAAUUUGAUGAUUUCGUCGACCUCCCCUUGGAUCUCCAAUGGACAAUAGUUAGCCAGGCAAGAGAUUACGCGCGGGCAAUGAAAGCAACCCUCUUCUUCUCGAGUGCCACCCACAACAUAAACGUCAACAAGGUCUUCAAAUUCAUCACAGCCAAACUCUUCAACUUGCCGUGGACAGUGGAGCGAAAUCUGACAGUUGGAGAACCCAUAAUUGAUUUCUAAUGGUUUCUUGGCCGUAAAGAUCUCACUGGCAGUCGAUCUGUAAAUAGCAAAUUCACUUUAGUUCCAGUAAAAGAACGACCGGAGAUGAUUGGUCUCCCGGGUUGUUUAGUCGUUAAGUCCCCAGUAACAGAAACUUGGAUUUGGGUUUGCGUUUACUUUUGUCUGAAUUUGUGUGGAGGAAGAAGAAGAAAAUUGCAGAGAGUAGAGACCACGUCUCCAUUCCUGAGUACCCACACGGGUGUUAGACGUAUUCUCAAACAGAGUAACAACCACAAAACUCAAAAGGAAGGAUAAAAGAAAACAAAGGGUACAAGGAUGGAUAGACACCAUGUUUGAAUAGACACCACGUCUCCUUUCCGCGUUCAAUGAAUCCUGAGUGUUCAUAUGAAUAUGAUCAUAUCUGUGGGCACAGUGGGCCAAACUGGUUUACCAAAUUAUUCAAACAAAAGAAAAAAGAAAGAAAACCAGAAGAUGAUCAUCAGAUGCAGAUGGAGAUGGGGUCAAUCUCUCUAAGCCCUUCAUUUUUCUUUUUGUUUUUGUUGGGACCCACGUGAUGUCUGUUGUGGAUAUUGCACCUUGUCUAUUGUAUAUGGAGUAAUGAAGGUCCCAACCUGGGGAAUUCCCUUUUGCAAAAUGCUAGAUAGAAAUGUAAUCUUAUGACAAACCAUGUGUGUGUGUGAAUGAAGAGGAAGGGCACCUUCCUAUUCCCUUUUCCAGGAAAGCAUUGUGAUUUGUAUGUGAAAACGUAAAAGAAAAUACUAAACUGGUGUGAUGUAUUAAA